Exophiala xenobiotica is the source of this 444-nucleotide messenger RNA. RefSeq lists its product as uncharacterized. Lineage: Eukaryota; Fungi; Ascomycota; Eurotiomycetes; Chaetothyriales; Herpotrichiellaceae. Bases 1 to 444 code for a protein of 147 amino acids. The transcript has 2 exons. The record is from RefSeq and is a predicted model, not a curated record.
AUGCCUCGAGGAAAACAAAUGGACGAAUCGGCCAAGAUCAAGGCCCUCUGCGAGAUGAUGGCGACGUGUGAGAGCUUCCGUGUCAAUCCGACUGCUAUGGCAGACUUUUUCGACGUCGAGAGCACCAGAACAAUUCACCGCAAACUUGACACCAUGGUUCGACCAUACGGGUACGAGCUCAAGAGAGGCCGUAUGAGGAAGAAGAAGGUCGAGAAGAGCCAGGCAGAGGACGAGGACGAAGAAGACGGCGAGGAAGUGAACGAAGACAAAGACGAGGAGAUGGCAGCUUCUGAGUCCGAAGAAGACGACGACGAUGACGACGACAUGAGCAUGGAAGAGGCCGAGGAGGCAGAGGAGGCCGAGGAGGUCGAGGACGACGUGCAGGGCGAGGAAGAGCCUGUCCUUGCUCGUAAAGAGGAUGGAGAGAUGGACAACGACGAGUAG